AAAAUUUAUUUCCUUUCAUCACCUCAUAAAGAGACCUCAAACUUAACCCAUUUCUUUUUGGGAUAUAUGAAAAACCACCAACACUGUUUCAGGUGAUGAUCCCCAAACAACACCAUUAAACUAACCCUUUAUUUCAUUUUCCCUUCCACUGAUUAUCAUCACACUGGAAAUGCAACCUUUUCUUCCUAAGAGAAAGUUAUAAUCUUUUCAUCAGCAUUCACCUGCCCCUUCUUUUUGGCGUAGUGAUAUUUAAGUAUUUAGUUAUACCCUCAAAUUUUCAUUACAGAUGGAUCUGAUUUUCUCCAUUGGUUUAUUAUGUCUGAGCUCCCUCUUCCAAGGGAUUUCAGGGACUACAUUUACACUGGUGAAUAAAUGUGACCACACAGUUUGGCCUGGUAUCCUUGGCAACUCCGAGUUAGGUAGCACCGGGUUUGAGCUACCGUCUGGAGGGUCCAGGCCGUUUCAGGCACCUUCUGGUUGGUCAGGUAGGUUCUGGGGAAGGUCAGGUUGCGCAUCGGCCCAAAAUACUGGUCAACUCACCUGCCAAACCGGUGAUUGUGGCUCAAACCAAAUCGAAUGCAAUGGCAAAGGUGCAAGUCCCCCAGCCACCUUAGCAGAGUUCACGAUCGGGUCAGGCACACAGGAUUUCUACGACGUUAGCUUAGUUGACGGCUACAACUUGCCAAUGAUGGUGGAGCCAAGUGGUGGUUCAGGCUCCUGCUUGUCAACAGGGUGCGUCAAUGACUUGAACCGGCAGUGCCCGGCGGAGUUAAGGGUCGGUUCCGGUGAGGCCUGUAAGAGUGCAUGCGAAGCUUUUGGGACUCCCGAGUAUUGCUGCAGCGGCGCCUACGCCACCCCGGACACCUGUAAACCGUCUGUUUAUGCGGGGAUGUUCAAAGCGGCUUGCCCAAGGUCGUAUAGCUACGCGUAUGAUGAUGCUACGAGUACGUUUACAUGUACCGGCGCUGACUAUACGAUUACAUUCUGCCCUUCAUCAACAAGUCAAAAAUCUGCAAGCAGGACAACCCCAACAACAGGCACAGCAAACACAACAUAUGGAUCUAUUACAGGGACUGGACAGGUUCCAAGUGAUGACAAUAGUUCAUGGUUACCAGAUUUUCUUACAGGAGAAUCUUCCAGGACUCUUUCUUCUGGUGUUCUCCAUACGACAUUGUUGGCUUCGGCGAUUUCCUUUAUCUGCCUCUUUAGAUUUUAUUCAUAAUUUCAACCAUCUUCAAACCUGAAAUGGAAUUUUUAUUCGGGAUUUUUCCGGGGAGUACUACCAUUGAUAAUAGGAUUGUAAAAGCCCAAAUUUCAUGGCCAUGUGUAUAGACCAAUAGACUACGGUUAAUUUUGUUUUCCUUUACAUUGGAAGAGUUGUACACCUAAAGCAACAGAUUAGAAAAAAAGAAAAGGAAGAGCUUUAGUCAUUAUUUUAAAUUGAUUAAGAAGGCAUUUGAAGAAAUUUAAAA
This is a messenger RNA of Gossypium arboreum, 1472 nucleotides long. RefSeq names its product thaumatin-like protein 1. Gene Ontology annotation, cellular component: extracellular region. Gene Ontology annotation, biological process: defense response. The transcript has 3 exons. The record is from RefSeq and is a predicted model, not a curated record. Lineage: Eukaryota; Viridiplantae; Streptophyta; Magnoliopsida; Malvales; Malvaceae. Bases 287 to 1222 code for a protein of 311 amino acids.